AUGGCACAUGUUGGUAGUACAUACGAAUAUUGUCAAGUUAUUUCAGCUCAUAGUCAAGAACAGGAACAACUGAUGGCACCAUUUCCUCUAUCUGAACAACCUUUUGAACGGUUAGCACUAAAUGAAAUGGAACGUCGACAUUUUCAUACCCAAGCAACCGAACUUCUUGGAAAUUCUCUAAAAGAAUAUGAAGAAUAUGUCCUUAUACGACAUCGUCAAAUUGAUAAAUUACGUUGGAAAGUGAUUAAAACUUAUGAAAAUAUUGCCGUCUAUCGGGAAUCACGGUCUUAUAUCGGUACUCUUCUGGAGGUUCAGUUUCUGGCACUUCCGUCUCAUUACCAGCUCAUCAAGUGA
Peronospora farinosa is the source of this 354-nucleotide messenger RNA. The record is from the annotation of a GenBank genome assembly. NCBI's taxonomy places the organism in Eukaryota, Oomycota, Peronosporomycetes, Peronosporales, Peronosporaceae.